GUAGACAGUUAGUCGGAGGCUAGUUGUACGCCGGGAACUUCGCGUUAUCGACUUCUUGAGGAACAGCGGACGUUUCUCGAUUCUGCGUCUGUGAUCACUCAGCGAGAGAAGCGCAACGACGCAACACGACCGCGAAGGAACUAAGCAUAUAAUAUAAAAUAUAUUUAUAUUUAUAUCAAUUAUAUUUAUAUCACGGUCUCGCGCGCGCGUCGAGAGUGAAAGUGCUAUAUGCUAUGUUGUAUGGACCACAGUAUGUAAAUCAUGAUUAUCCCGCGGUGGAUUAUUUAUUCUCGCCCUUGCUACGAGAGCGACAGCGAGAGACAAUGAUCAUCGAUGUGGUUCCCCCGUGUUAUCAACUCAGCCAGACGCGCAUCUCUUCACCCACGAAUGUGUCGAGCAGCACCGAAAAUGGUGAGUCCGGCAAUGGCAUUCGCAGCGAUAGUCCCAACGAAAUGUCGCCAACUCACCACCACCAGCAACACGAGUCGCAGCAGAGGCAGCAGCAACCACCACCGUCGCUACCACCACCGCCACCGCCGCAAACGUCGUCGUCGUCGCAACAGCAGCAACCGCAACAGCAGCAACAACAGCAGCAACAACAACAACAACAACAACAACCAAACGACCAGCAAGUACAGUCGCAACAACCGCUGAUGGACCCCAACAUCAGAAGAUACCGAACCGCCUUCACGAGGGAACAAUUAGCGCGGCUGGAAAAGGAGUUCCAAAAAGAAAGUUACGUCAGUCGACCGCGGAGGUGCGAGCUGUCUACGAUAUUGGGGCUUCCAGAGUCCACCAUCAAGGUCUGGUUUCAAAAUCGCCGGAUGAAGGACAAAAGGCAACGCAUGGCGUUGGCUUGGCCGUAUACGAUGUACACAGACCCGGCGAUCGCGGCGACGUUGCUCGCUGCCGCAUCGCUGCCGCCCGUGUCUUAUCACGGCGCCCCAGGUUUGCCGACGACAGCGCACCUACCGCCGUCGCAGAUGGUGCACCCGGUUGCGGCGGCCGCCGCGGCUGCCUCUUAUUACGCCUCGCGAUAUGCGCCGUACGGAAGUCCAGUGCCCGUCACCACCGCAUCUGCUUUACAUAGGCCUCACCCACGCACGAUCGCGGACUUCCCCGGUCACCCACCGUUGCUGCACCCUCACGCUCACCUCGCACCCGGUCCACUUCACAAUGGCUUGGGUUUGCCGACGAUCGGCAAUCCGCCGGCUUUCCUAGUCAGCAGCCCGCCAUCGUCAGCCGCCACUACCACGUACCGGCACACUACGCUGAGAGAUCUCAGCCCGGUCAACUCGGAUGCGUCCAGCGACUGCGAUUAUGUCGGUGGGCAACAACAACAUCGUACGUCGCAGCCUUGUGGCAUCGGCGCGCUGCCGACGCAGCAGCAGCAGCAGCAACAGCAACCUCAACAACAACAGCAGCAACCUCAACAGCAACCGCAGCUGAUGGACGCGCGGGAUGACGAGGAGAUUCAGUCUAUGAGACUCCCAGUCGCCCACGGUCUAACCGAGUCCUUGUCGAGCACAUUCGAGAAGAGGAGCAACGUGUAUAACAACACGCCGGUCUCUUCGUCAGUCUCGCUCGCAACUACGGCGCAGACGACCAAGCUCGAGCCACCAAAAUUAUUCCAACCUUAUAAGAACGACAUAACCGAACGAGUGUGAAGCCAUAAGCCGUGGAGAAAAUGCAGUCACCAGGUGCCGCUUACGCCUUAACGCUUGUUCACUGGGACUCUCAGGCGGUAUGGACUUGUACUCAGCGCCGUUUUCUGUAUAGUUCUUAAAUAAAAAAAAAAGUUACUGGGCCUUCCUACGACUUCUCAACCUCACGUUCACGAAACUGACGCGAUCUAAUCUUGUAAAAUAAAAUUAUUGAUGUAUUCUGAGCGAUAUCCAACACACCGUGUUAUAAUUUGUGUGACACAGUGUAUUAGGUGCACUCAAACCCCAGAGAUCUCAAAAUCUUAUUGCACCAAAAGUAUAAAGUAAAAUGCAAAAAUAUAGCGUAAAACAUGUAAGAUAAUUUAAAUUCUUUUUGUAGUGAGUAUUAAAACUGAUAUUCUGCGUUAUAGCGUUUGACACUUAUUAUUUGUUGUUAAUCAAGAGACAUGGUAGCACAUCUCGCUUCUGAUAAGCAUAUAAUAUAAUAGUUUUACGAGAGACGAUACCACGUAUCCUUCAUAGGAACGAGAAUGCUUUCUCGGAUGUAAAUCGCUGUAAUUUUUAAAUAAACCGUUUUUAUUAUAAGCGAUGUG
Messenger RNA from Harpegnathos saltator (Jerdon's jumping ant), 2257 nucleotides. It is a transcript of the gene eve, whose product is annotated as segmentation protein even-skipped. Gene Ontology annotation, molecular function: RNA polymerase II cis-regulatory region sequence-specific DNA binding; DNA-binding transcription factor activity, RNA polymerase II-specific. The record is from RefSeq and is a predicted model, not a curated record. Gene Ontology annotation, cellular component: nucleus. The transcript has 3 exons. NCBI's taxonomy places the organism in Eukaryota, Metazoa, Arthropoda, Insecta, Hymenoptera, Formicidae. Bases 234 to 1667 code for a protein of 477 amino acids. Gene Ontology annotation, biological process: regulation of transcription by RNA polymerase II.